This is a messenger RNA of Lathyrus sativus (Indian pea), 555 nucleotides long. Lineage: Eukaryota; Viridiplantae; Streptophyta; Magnoliopsida; Fabales; Fabaceae. The record is from the annotation of a GenBank genome assembly.
AUGUUUUUCCGUGCGGUGGCGCGGCCAUUGAUGGCGAGGAUAAAGCAAACAACAGGGAUCGUCGGGCUAGACGUUGUUCCAAACGCGAGAGAGGUUUUAAUAGGUCUUUACAGUAAGACGCUUAACGAGAUCCAGAAGGUUCCAGAAGAUGAAGGGUAUCGUAAAGCUGUUGAAAGCUUUACAAAUCACAGGCUUAAGGUUUGUCAGGAAGAACAAGAUUGGGAGAAAAUUGAGAGUCGUCUUGGUUGUGGUCAGGUUGAAGAACUCAUUGAAGAGGCUAGGGAUGAACUCAAACUCAUUGGCUACAUGAUUGAAUGGGAUCCCUGGGGUAUCCCUGAUGAUCACGAAAUUGAGAUGGUUGAAAAUGAUGCAUCAAUUCCGAAGCAUGUUCCUCAACACCGACCACUUCCUCUCCCUAAGGAAUUUCGAGAAACGUUAGAGGCACUUAUGUCUCAACCAGGAAUGACAGAAAAGCUAGAGGCUCUUGUGUCUAAAUCAGUAAAAGAUAGUGCUGUUGCCAGCUCUAGUGAAGAACCCUCAAAGCCAAAGCCAUGA